Bursaphelenchus okinawaensis is the source of this 993-nucleotide messenger RNA. The record is from the annotation of a GenBank genome assembly. Lineage: Eukaryota; Metazoa; Nematoda; Chromadorea; Rhabditida; Aphelenchoididae.
AUGGUCAAAUGGCUACUGACACUUCUAUUUUUAUCAAUUUAUCAGUUUAGAAAUGUGGCUGGUCAAACAGGUAACAUUUUGUUAUAAAUCAAUUUCAAAGAUUUUAUAUGACAUAAUGAUGUUUAAGAGAUUUUAAAGGUAAAAAAUAUUAUUGAAAAAAAUAUCAUAGUAAUAUUUAUUUCAUUUUAGUAAAAUGCUACAGUUGUGCUUCUGAAAAUAUGCGAGAGGUAAGUUUUUUACUGUUGUAAUACUCAACUGUGACUCUAGCCUUAGUGUAAUCGUGGCCUUGGAUCUAGCUUUAGCCUUAGCUCUAGCGCAAACCUUAGUCACAGACUUUAUCAGCUAAAGUCUUAACUUUUAGAAUUUCCUAAACAGAGCUCGAGGUCCAACUCCUCGAAUUGCUGAGCCAAAAAUCUACGAUAAUAUGUGCGACUUGGACUUGUGGCUUUUGAGAGAAAAAGGAACAGUCGAUUGUAAAGGGCCAUGUGUCAAAUGGCAACAAGUCUUGAACAAUUCUGGUAACACCCUACCGUACCCAACCCUACCCAACCCUACCCUACCCUACCCUACCCUACCCUACCCUACCCUACCCUACCCUACCCUACCCUACCCUACCCUACCCUACCCUACCCUACCCUAUCCUACCCUACCCUACCCUAUUGCCUUUUUUAACGUUAUUUAAUUUACCCUAGCGUACUGUAAGCAUACUGUAUUCAAAAUCGACUUUACAAUUAAAAACCUGUCAUUUUAGGAGUACUAUCAUACGCCACGAUCCGGGGCUGCUUCUAUGAUAUGUUUAAGCCAGAAAACUUUGAAAUGAGAGAAGGUCAGAUGUCACAUUGUAGGUAUUCCACCAAAAACCUGGAGUGCCUCGAUUACACUCAAGUAAAGGAAGAUUACUGCGAAUGUCUUGGGGAUUACUGUAACUCCUCCCCAAUGGUUACUGUAUCAUAUAUUUUUGGGAUCUUUAGCUUACUGUAUUGUUUACUAUAG